GGAUAGUGGCGGAGCGCCGGGUGGGAGCCAGCAUGGCGGCCGAGCGCAAGACUAAGUUGUCUAAGAACUUGCUGCGCAUGAAGUUCAUGCAAAGGGGACUGGAUUCAGAAACCAAGAAACAACUAGAAGAGGAAGAAAAGAAAAUCAUUAGUGAAGAGCACUGGUACUUGGAUUUGCCAGAGCUGAAGGAGAAAGAGAGUUUCAUAAUAGAAGAGCAAAGUUUCCUACUAUGUGAAGAUCUUCUCUAUGGAAGAAUGUCGUUCAGAGGAUUUAAUCCUGAGGUUGAGAAAUUAAUGCUUCAGAUGAACGCUAAGAACAAAGCAGAGGAAGUUGAAGAGGAAACAGUGGAGCUUGAUGUGUCAGAUGAAGAAAUGGCUAGAAGAUACGAGACCUUGGUGGGGACAAUUGGAAAAAAGUUUGCCAAAAAAAGAGACCGUGCCAAUUAUGAAGAAGAUGAAAAUGGAGACAUAAAACCAAUUAAAGCAAAGAAGAUGUUCUUAAAGCCCCAAGAUUAAAACGGAUGCCUUAAGAUAUGGCUCUGGGAUGCCCUGUGAAAGUUAGCAUAUUUUGGAACUCAUUCUGAUGGUUUCUCUCUAGUUAUUAAUAUUGUAAUGUUUAUUUGUAAAAGUAAUGUAUAAUUUUGGAAAUAUGCUGUUUUUGAAACAGAUGUGUGAUGGAUGUUAUACAUCCUUUGCUUACUGGUGUUCAUCACGAAUAGAUGAUUAGCCCUUGCUCUUCAGGUGUACACAGGUGCCUGGUACAUGCUUCCUGAAGAUGUUUUUAGUAUAGCUCUCCAGUCACUGACCUUGAAUUGACUCAUAUAAAUUAAUACCAGUGUUUAAAUUGCCCUUAUGUUUAUAUUUUACUUUAAAUUAUUAAUCGUGUCAAGCCAAUUCAUACAUACUUUUUGGAAUCAAAUGUCAUGAGAAUUUGUUGUAUGUGAAUUCAUCAGGAACAAACAUGCCUCUCCAGCCCAAAGUAUUUGCAUUCUACCAAGUCAUUGUCAGUUGGUGGAAUUAUGGUUUUUUGUUUAAAGCCCUUAAUUAAUAAAAAAAAGAAAAUUGUUCUAUAA
Molecule: messenger RNA, 1072 nt
Organism: Ceratotherium simum simum (southern white rhinoceros)
Lineage: Eukaryota; Metazoa; Chordata; Mammalia; Perissodactyla; Rhinocerotidae
Gene: MPHOSPH6
Product: M-phase phosphoprotein 6
Biological process (GO): maturation of 5.8S rRNA
Source: RefSeq, a predicted model, not a curated record